Cervus elaphus (red deer) is the source of this 1498-nucleotide messenger RNA. It is a transcript of the gene FAM110C, whose product is annotated as family with sequence similarity 110 member C. The coding region runs from base 389 to 1297 and encodes 302 amino acids. The record is from RefSeq and is a predicted model, not a curated record. Gene Ontology annotation, biological process: regulation of cell projection assembly; positive regulation of cell migration. Gene Ontology annotation, molecular function: alpha-tubulin binding. The transcript has 3 exons. NCBI's taxonomy places the organism in Eukaryota, Metazoa, Chordata, Mammalia, Artiodactyla, Cervidae. Gene Ontology annotation, cellular component: cell cortex.
GGGAUGGCGCCGGAGCCGCUCUGCCCUCCCCGCUCCGGAAGUGCCGGCGUCGGAGGUCACCGCGCCCCGCGGCCUGGAAGGGGCGGUGGGCCCCCGGGGCCGCACUGACUCGGCCCCUCCCCGCCCCUCUACCCUACAGGCCCGCGGGGCUCGGCGCUGCCCUCGGAGCAGGUCCGCGCGAAGCCCGGCGGGACCCAGAACGGGCGGGCGGGCCCGACGCGAGGCGAGGGAGGGCCGGGAGGGGCGGGGCCGGCGGGCGGUUCGCCAGUCCGAGCGGACUCUGCCCCCGCCCCGGGCGCCGCUGCCCACACGGAACAGACUUCGGAGUUGGUCCGCCGACGAUCGCACGCAGUCCAAGAGCGUCUCUGCAGUGGGCCGGUCCUGGAGGAUGCGCGCCCUGGACGCGCCUGCGAGCCCGCGGCUCUUGGCCUCGGACUCCGGGUCCCCCGCGGCCCCGGACGCGGCUGGGCCCGCUCGCAGGAGUGCGGUGGAGAGGCUGGCGGCCGACCGCGCCAAGUACGUGCGCGGCCCGCCCGGGGCCGGACCAGGCCCGGCUGGCGGGGGCAGCAGCCCCGAGGCGACCGGAGGGCAGGCGCGCGUCCCCGGGCCCGGGGUGCGCAGGGCUAUAGCGCGGAAGCCGCUAAGGCCGGACUCGCUGGUCAUCUACCGUCAGAAGUGCGAGUUCGCCCGAGCGUCAGGAGCCGACAGCCCCAGGGCAAGCCUGGUGAAGAAGCUCUUCCAGGGGCCGAGCAAGGACAAGACGCCCGAGCCUCCUGGCGCCGCCCGGGUGGGAGCGGAGUUGGGGGUCAGGGCCCAGGGGGCCGCCCAGGCCGAGCCUGGCCCCUCCGCGCCUCCCGCGCCCGCGCGGUCCGUCGGGACGACCCCCAGGGUCUCGACUGCGCCCGGCGGUGCAGAGCUGCUGGGGGUGAGGCGCCUGGGGCUACAGCGCUCUCAGUCCGACCUCAGCUCGCGCUACUCCGCGUCCUUGGCCGAAUCGGACACUUUCUUCCAGUACUGCGGCCUGGAACCCGACGUGGUGGAGGCGCUCGGGCGGGAGAACUUCUCGGCCGGGUCGGACCGCGGCGCCCUCAAGGUCCGCAGCGUGAGCGUGGCCACCUCCGACAGCGGCUUCUCCCGGCGCAGCGGGGAAGACGAGGGGCUGCAGGAGGAGGAGCUGACGGAGCAGGUGCCCAGCACCACCUCGGUGGUCGAGAGGAACGCGCGCAUCAUCAAGUGGCUAUACACCUGUAAGAAGGCCAAGGAGACGCCCGGCCAGGGGCUGCAGGGCCCGGCGUGACAGCCCGCCCCAGGAGACCCGGGCCGAGGAAGCAAACCUUCUGGACGAUGGGGACUCCUUGCAGUAUGUCUGGAUGACUGGGACCCGAGGCCCAUCCUCACUGCCAGAUUAUCAGUCACAAUGAAGAGUGCAUUCUAAAGCCUGGACUAGCAGAAUCAUGUGCCUGGAGAUGGGAUGCAAUAAAUCAGUUUGAGCAUCGGU